AUGAUCCAUACACCCACGUCACACGUUUUUGCUGUCAAACACAUUUCCGUUCAUCUGAAUUACCUCUCAAGACCUCUUAUUUCUCGAGAAUUGGCUGUUGGUACACGCUGUAAUCACCGAUCUGUGGUUACUUGUUACUGUGGUCUGUUUUGUGAAGGUGAUGUUCUUAUUGUUAUGGAGUUAAUGGAUACAUCUUUGGACAAAUUAUUAAAGAAAGUUUACAACCGUGGUCGUACUUUUCCUACCGACGUCCUAGCGUACAUUGUAUUAUCGGUUGUUGAGGCUCUGGAAUAUCUACAUCAACUUGAAGUUAUACAUCGUGAUGUAAAACCUUCAAACAUGCUUGCAGAUUGUCAAGGCCGUGUAAAGGUUUGUGAUUUUGGAAUAUCAGCCGAUUUAGAAAAUUCAAUCGCAUUAACCAACAUAGGGACAAGGGCUUAUUUAGCUCCGGAGCGAAUUAAUACACGAGAGAAUGAAGGGUUUUGUAUUCGUUCAGAUGUAUGGUCGCUUGGUUUGAGUGUACUUGAAUUAGCAACUGGAAAACCUUGCUAUCCUCAAUCGCAAAAUGUAUUUCAGCAAUUGGUCCAGGUUGUUCACGAACCAUCACCACAAUUGCCAGAAUCAAGUUGUUAUCCGAAUUCACUACGUAAAUUCAUUGAUUCAUGUCUUAUGAAAAACAAGGAUGAUAGACCGAAUUAUGUUCAACUACUGGAGUCAGAAUUCUUAUCAACCGUUGACGCUAAAAGUGGUCAAGAAUCAUUUAGAAUAUUUUUAGCAGAUUAUCUUGAUGAUAAUGAAAAAUGUUGAUAAUUCAUGAUAAAAUCCCUUGUUAUCAUUGAUAAUGAUGUUAACUUACUUAAAAAGUAAGUACAUGUAUAAAUUUUCUCAAUCACAUCAUAAACAUUAGGUUAUAUGUAGUAGGAAUUACUUUUUCUUUGCCUGCUUUCAUUAACAAAAAUUGUUUACUAACCUAUAUGUGAUACAUUCCGGUUUUUUCUAAUUUCCAAAUUUUAAGAGAUUUCUUUGCUCCUAUUUGUAUAUCAGUGAUGAUAGCAAACUAAUCUUUUGGCCAGCC
Messenger RNA from Schistosoma spindalis, 1075 nucleotides. The record is from the annotation of a GenBank genome assembly. NCBI's taxonomy places the organism in Eukaryota, Metazoa, Platyhelminthes, Trematoda, Strigeidida, Schistosomatidae.